UCAUUUGCGGAAAGUAGAACAGUCCAGCUUGCACUGCAGAUGGAUUGAAGUGAACCCAAAAACUCUCAGAUAACAAACUACCAAACAACAGCGGUCUGACAGUCAUUUAAAAGACUUAAAUCCACUUCACCGGUAAACAAUGUGACCAAGAGAGAACACAAUCUUACUGGGGACUGCGAGGGACACAUGAGAACCAUCUUUGACGGUGGCGAGAGGCGCACAGCACCAUGGCAUCUCAGCCGAGCGUAUGCAAUGAAAGAAAUCUUCUGCGCCUCAGAGCACGAGAAAAGAGGAACCAAGAAACCAGCCAAGCCAAAGCCUUCAGCCCAGAAAAUGUUCCACUCUUUCCAGAACCAUACAAGACAAACAAAGGGGAUGAACUUUCAAACCGAAUCCGAAGAAUGCUGGGCAGUUAUGAUGAUGAUGUGAAUGCUUGUUCCAUUUCCAUGGACGCGUUUCCUCUUCCUAGUUGUCAGCCCGCUAUAACCAUGGCCCAAAAGCCCACCGCAUACGUGCGCCCCAUGGAUGGUCAGGACCAGGUGGUCAGCGAGUCCCCCCAACUGAAACAAUCCCCAGAGCGUUAUUCCCCACUGCCGGAGUUGAUCAGCAAAUCCGACCUGGACAAAAUAAAGCAAGUACCACUGUCUUUGGUGGUGGCAGAACAAGGUCAAUCAGUGGAAGACAUCCUAAACGAAAUGACUCAGCCUCUGCCUCCUCUGCUAUCAUCCUUAUUAACACCCUACUCUGAACUGUCAAGGCCUCUGUUUUCAGCUAAGGAAGCAGAUCAGGUCUCCUCACAUUUGGAACAAAAAAACCAUUACUCCUCCCCUGUGGAUCCACCUCAUAUAAACCAAGAGCAACCAAACUCAGUUUCAUUUGAGGCGUCACGUUGUAGCGUUGUGGAGACGUCGAGCUCCAGCGACUCUGAGUGCAGCCCAGCCUCUGCGUCGGAGUCGGACAGUGAAAGCACCGCAGAGGAGUCUGCACAACAACCAGAGAAUGGCUCAGUGACACCUGGGCCCGAGCCUCCAGGAGCAAGCCUUGCUAAUUGGCAGCUGGGGAACUGGAUCCGAUCCAGUCAACAGAACCCCAGCAGCGAGGGUCACGGUGACCCUCUAGUCUCCCAGAGCCCCUCUCACAAGCUGCUUUGUCAGAACUCCAGGAUUAAGAUAGCGGAGCUUUCAUCUCCCCAUAAAGAGUUCCCUGAUAACACAUUUGUUUCUUGCAUUGAAAGCCCCCAGAAUAACUGCUGUCGUCCGCAGGGCAGCAAACAUUCUCUCCCAGGGAAUUUGAGGAACUGUAAAACUGCCAAGAAAAAUUCAAUACAAGCGCGCUUCCCGGAUGGCACAGCAGCAACGUCUGAUGUUAAAAUUGAGGAAGUUUUAAACACUCAAACAAAGGACUCUAGCUUCACAGGCAAACCUAAUGUGAAGACGAAACUAGAAUGUUCUAAAAAGGGGAGCGGUGGCUCUAAAAGGGACAAAAAAAGGACUAAACGCACAAAAGAUGAGCAGAAGAUGGAAUUAGAUGUUCCACUUGUGCUCACGGGUCAUUGUUUAUCAUGUGGAGGUCUCAACCCUAACUCCUGUUAUUGUUUUUCCCAAAAUCACAACUUGCUUCCUGGCCCUCCAGGCCAAAGCAAACCCAAGACAGAAAUCUGUCAGAGCGGCACAAAGCUGCCUCACAGGCCACUCUUCCACGAGAAGACUUCUCCAUAUGAUGCUGUGGAGCAUCCUCCCAAAUCUCUUCUAGUAAAGAUAGACCUACAUCUGCUGUCAAGGGCCCCUCAGACCUUUAGCAGUCAUGGAGGCAUUUCCACUAGUACAAAGAGACCUGUACUAGUGAUAGAGCGAGAAGAGAGCAGCGCCCUCUCUAAAAUGCCUAAAGACAACAGAAGCAACAAAAAGCUGCCGAUUGCCAGAGAAGAGACCAGGAGUCUACCAAAAAAGAAACUGAAGACGGACAAAAAAGUCACCCUAUCGGAGAAGUUGGAAAAUCUACCUGAGGUCCAAAAACAAAAGUUGAAGAAACGUCAUGACCCCACCACAUCCAAAGAGGCUGCAGAGGUCCUGAGGUUAGGAAGCAAAUCCUUACACAAAAUCCACAAAUCAAGUGUGGAGGCAGGAAAGAAAAAGCUCAACAAGAGCAGUAACGACGCACAGCAUUUGCGCCAUGACAAGAAACCAAGAAAGAAGAGCAUUGCUGGCCCACUGGGUUCACCACGCAACAGGCAAACUUUGACCAAACGGCCCUUAUUAAAAUUAGAUAUCAGACAGCAUCCAGUAGAUCACUACAUAAAGGAGGCCAAGAGACUUAAGCACAAAGCAGACGCAGAGACUGAUAAGAGCAGUAAAGCCUUGAACUACAUGGACGCUGCCAUGUUCUUUGUUGAAAGUGGCAUCGCUAUGGACAAAGUUCCACACAUUUCCAUGUCUUCCUACACCAUGUUUGCAGAGACUGUGGAGCUCCUGAAAUUUGUGGUGAAACUUAAAAACCCAGUGGAUGCCUCCACUCCACCAUCUGAAAUGGAUUUUUUGGCUUUGUG
Molecule: messenger RNA, 2545 nt
Organism: Oryzias latipes (Japanese medaka)
Lineage: Eukaryota; Metazoa; Chordata; Actinopteri; Beloniformes; Adrianichthyidae
Source: RefSeq, a predicted model, not a curated record